AGGGGGCGCCCGGGUAGGUGAAGCGCGGCGCCGGGCGGCAGCGCUCAGUUAAGGCGGCGAGCCGCACGGAGUAGCCUUCCUCUCUCUCAGCUUCCCUCCUGCGCUGCCAGUCAUGUCCCUGAGAAGCAGCCUGUCGCGUCUCCUCCGGACGCGAGUGCAUUCCAUCCUGAAGAAGUCCGUUCACUCGGUGGCUGUGAUCGGAGCCCCGUUUUCACAGGGACAGAAAAGAAAAGGAGUGGAAUAUGGUCCUGCUGCCGUGAGAGAGGCUGGCUUGAUGAAAAGACUGUCCAAUUUGGGCUGCCGCCUAAAAGAUUUUGGAGAUUUGAGUUUUACUCCAGUCCCUAAAGAUGAUCUCUACAACAACCUGAUAGUGAAUCCUCGCUCAGUGGGCCUUGCCAACCAGGAACUGGCUGAGGUGGUUAGUAGAGCCGUGUCAAGUGGCUACAGCUGUGUCACUGUGGGAGGAGACCACAGCCUGGCAAUCGGUACCAUUAGUGGCCACGCCCGGCACUGCCCAGAUCUUUGUGUGAUCUGGGUUGAUGCCCACGCUGACAUCAAUACACCCCUCACCACUUCAUCUGGAAAUCUCCAUGGACAGCCAGUUUCAUUUCUUCUCAGAGAACUACAGGACAAGGUACCACAACUCCCAGGAUUUUCCUGGAUCAAACCUUGUAUCUCUUCCCCAAGUAUUGUGUAUAUUGGUCUAAGAGACGUGGACCCUCCUGAACAUUUUAUUUUAAAGAAUUAUGAUAUCCAGUAUUUUUCCAUGAGAGACAUAGAUCGACUUGGUAUUCAGAAGGUCAUGGAACAGACAUUUGAUCUGCUAAUUGGCAAAAGACAAAGGCCAAUCCAUCUGAGUUUUGAUAUUGAUGCCUUUGACCCUACCCUGGCUCCAGCCACAGGAACCCCUGUUGUUGGAGGACUGACCUACCGAGAAGGCAUGUACAUUACUGAGGAAAUACACAAUACAGGGUUGUUGUCAGCACUGGAUCUUGUUGAAGUCAAUCCUCAGUUGGCGGCUUCAGAGGAAGAGGCCAAGGCUACAGCUAGCCUGGCAGUGGAUGUGAUUGCUUCAAGUUUUGGUCAGACAAGAGAGGGAGGGCACAUUGUCUAUGACCAACUUCCUACUCCCAGUUCACCAGAUGAAUCAGAAAGGGAAGAACGCGUGAGAAUUUAGGAAAUUUUGUGUGCUGACAUGUUUGUCAGGAAAGACAUUCCAGAAUUAUGAGGCAUUUGAGGAGAUAUACUAAAUGGUCACCUGGGUCAAUACUGCCUUAAUGAGAACAUUUGCGCAUUCUUACAACUGUAAAGUUUCCUUUCCCCCUCCAUUUCGGUGACCAA
Messenger RNA from Neogale vison (American mink), 1341 nucleotides. It is a transcript of the gene ARG2, whose product is annotated as arginase 2. Bases 113 to 1177 code for a protein of 354 amino acids. The record is from RefSeq and is a predicted model, not a curated record. The transcript has 8 exons. Gene Ontology annotation, molecular function: arginase activity; manganese ion binding. Gene Ontology annotation, cellular component: cytoplasm; mitochondrion. NCBI's taxonomy places the organism in Eukaryota, Metazoa, Chordata, Mammalia, Carnivora, Mustelidae.